AUGGAUGAAAAUGGCGCUGGUCCAUCAGCUCCCAAAAGAGCAAGGUUAAACGGAACAGGUAAGUUAUGGUUUAUAUUGUAUUUCUGUGUUUAGUUAGUAACAGUUACGUUGUCACUGCCAAUGACGUGAACCUGGGACUUCCACAACGAUGGGCAUUUUGCCCACCAAUGGGAAAGGUAGUCUUUGGAUAUUUAUAUGAAUUUUGUAUUAUAUUUGGCUGUUUCCAAAGCGAUGCUUGGUUGCCGAAAGGUUUUAAUUUUUUAAAUGAAAUUUAAGGUUAAAACAAUACUUUUUUUGCUGUUUGAGGUUUUUCAGAAUUUUUUAAAGUAUUUUUAAUUGUAAUUUUGAAAAAAUAAAAGGUUUUUAAGCAAUUGCAUAUUUGUGUUUUUGUAGAUAACUAAUAUAGUAACUUUGAUUUUUUCAGGAAAUCUGCGGUUUCUUGCCGACGAAAACUCCUUUGGAUAAGAAGUAUGAUCAUCUUAUGGAUAUAGCUCAGUUUUUUCAUCCAGAUGACGUGAUAGAACGUGGUCCUGAGUUAUGUGGAAAGCCUGGUGCCAAAAUUGGGUUGUGGAUCAACUUGACUAAAACAAAACGAUAUUACAAUCCUGGCGAUGUAAGUUGUUUUAAUGGAUUUUUUGAGCAUUAUUUAAAUUUAAAGUACAGAUUAUUUUUAUAGGUUGAAGAGAAAGGUAUUAAGUACGUGUGGAUGCCUUUAACUGGACAUGGGCAAUCUCCGACUGAAGAUGAAACGUCGCAGUUUAUUAAUAUUGUUUCAGCGUUUCGAGCGGUAAUUUUUAAUUUUUAUAUUUUUGAUUUUUAGGCAGUCAAUUGCAAUAUUUCAUGAAUUAUGUUGGUUUUUGUUACUCAUUUUGAACAUCUACUUAUUAUAAUACUUUUUACCUAAACUACAAAUUUCAGACGAAUGAAGACGAUCUGGUUGUUGUGCAUUGUACUCACGGGUUUAAUCGAACGGGUUUCUUAAUAUGUGCUUAUAUGGCGGUACAAUUUGGAGAUGAAAUAUCAAUGUGUGUUCAAGAAUUCGCCAAGGCUAGACCAAAUGGAAUUUACAAAACAGAUUAUCUUAGAGAUUUGGGAGCGAGAUUUGAUGCUGAUGAAGAUCUACCAGCACCAGGAAGACCAGCUUGGGAAGACGAGUCGAAGAUGGUCGAACAAAAAAGUUCUUCCGGACAGCUGGCUGGCGGAAAGGGUAAGAAUUUAGUGUUGUUUUAGGUUGAGGGAAGUUAUAUUACACUAGGUUUAAGGAACGAAUUGUUGACGAUACGUUUUAGAUCAAGGAGCAAAACUUUUCUUUGGCGGCAAAGUGCCUUCAGUACAGUAUGUGGAAGACGUCGAGACCAGGAAGCUGGUCGUUCGAACUGUUCGUGAGCUUUGUCAUUGGAAACGAAAGGAAUUCCCAGGAUCUCAGCCAGUUUCUCUCGAACGAUCGCCUGAACACAACAAUUUGGAGUUCAUAGCAAAGUCCGAUUACAUGGUAUCGUGGAAAGCAGAUGGAGUACGAUACUUGGUGUAUGUUAAGGACGACCAUGAGGUUUACGCUUUGGAUAGAGACGAAAACCCGUUUUUGAUCAGCGAUGUUGGCUUCAUCAACUACAGGACGAAUGAACCGUUAAAGAAUUGCUUGUUGGACACAGAGAUGGUCACGGAUAAGGUGACAGUAGGACCGGAUACAACCGAAGUGCCACGAUUGUUGAUUUAUGAUAUUAUUCAUUACGAGGUAUGAGUUUUAAAUUCUUUAAGAAGUCAUUUAUUUUAUAACUCAAAUAAGUUCUUUUGUUUUUUAUUUUAUAGCUCACUUACGUUUUGUUUCUUUAGGACAGACCUAUAGGACAAGAACCAUUUAGACACAGAUUUGAGAAGAUUGAGCGAUACCUAGUGAAACCUCGAGCUAACGCCUUCAAUAAUAGGUUGUUAAUCAGGGAGAGCGAACCAAUAAGUGUGAGAAGGAAGGACUUCUACGAAGUAUCGUGCACCUACAAGUUGUUUGAGCCUAAGUUCAGAGCACUUAUGUCACAUGAUGUUGAUGGGCUGAUAUUUCAACCAGGCGAUCAGGUAUGUGCUUUAAUUAUUGAUCGAAAAGUAAAUUAGAAUAGCUGCAGAUAAGUUAAUAUUACUUAUUUUUUAUGAUUUUAUAAUGAGUUUUGGUUAAAAUAUGAAUUUUUUAUUAUCUAGAGGUAUAGUUAUAUUACAUUUCUUAGCCUUACGUACCAGGCCGCUACGAUAAGCUUCUGAAAUGGAAACCUCCACAUCAACAAACUAUUGAUUUCCGACUUCAAAUCAGGAGAAAUGCCGUAGGGCAUGGGAAUCUGGGAGAAACCGAAGCGAUUUUGUUUGUUCAGGACAAGGGAAACCUAAUGCAGUUUGCUAAAACACGAGCGUUAAGGUCGUUGUUGCCGUAUGACAACAAGAUUAUUGAGUGCAAUUUCGUGGUAUGUUGCUUUGACAUUAUGUUUUACUUAAAUUUGUAUUCUAAGCAAUGAAAAUGUUGGAAAAACAACUUUUAAAACCUAAAAACUGGGUACUUUUAAUGAACAAAAAGCGUGUUACAUGCUAUUUUAAGAUGUAAAUGUAAUUAAAAAUACAUUUUUAUGGAGUUUUACGUGCUAAUAUUAUACUCAAGUUGUUGUUCUUACAGAUAGAUCCCAAAGCCCCUAACGGCGAGUGGAGGUUCGAACGAGAGAGAACUGAUAAGUCCUUCCCCAAUGCCUACACGACCGCUGCCUCAGUCUGGAAUUGUGUCAAAUAUCCAGUGACAAAAGAGUAUCUACUCGAGUAUAUUCGACGGUAUUGCAGACCUCAGAGACCGCCACCACCACAACCUCAGAAUGGACAUUAA
This is a messenger RNA of Bursaphelenchus okinawaensis, 2854 nucleotides long. Lineage: Eukaryota; Metazoa; Nematoda; Chromadorea; Rhabditida; Aphelenchoididae. The record is from the annotation of a GenBank genome assembly.